UGUUUUAGACUGGUUGAAUGAAAAGGAAGUUGGCCCAUCGACUCCAAGUACAGUAGCAACGCUAGAAUCAGACUUCUGCAGUAUACCUCAGUACAUGAACAUCAUUUCAUCAAAGGUCAUCAUUCUUGUUCACUAUGCCGUCGACAAGGGGUGAUCAGUGGACUUACAAGAAGGUCCUUGGAUCGGGAUCCUUUGGAGAAGUCCUCCUUUAUCAGUUUGGUGACACCCAUCAGUAUAUGGCUGUCAAGAAAUGCAAGACGGUUCUCCAGAGCGAUAACCUAAAGAGAUGGAGGGAUGAGGUUGAUUUCAUGAGGGAACUGAGACACACCCACUUGGUGCAAGGUCUUCCUGUGCCCCCAGGUCUGGAAGCUAUACCUUCGGAGCCCCCAUGUCUGGCGAUGGAGUACUGUUCCAGGGGUGAUCUACGAAAGAAAUUAUCAGAGAUGACGAACAUGUGUGGGCUUCCCGAGUCGGAGGUCCUCUUAUUGGCCAAGCAUAUAUCCUCCGCGAUGGAAUACCUUCACAAUCACCAUAAAUCAAUAAUACACAGAGAUAUUAAACCAGAGAAUAUCAUGCUGCAAGAUCAAGAUGGACGGACCAUUUACAAGUUGACGGAUCUAGGAUUUGCCAAAGACAGUAAAAACCAACCCGCCGUCUCCUUUGUGGGAACCAAAGAGUACAUGGCACCGGAACUAUACUCACAAACAGAGUAUACAAAGACUGCCGACUAUUGGAGUUUUGGAACCGUCCUAUCAGAAGCAGUUACGGGUAAUAGACCCUUCAUGUUGUCUAAUCUACCUGUUAUGAAAUGGCAUGAAAUCAUAGCUAAUAAGGCAGAGACACACAUAGGUUAUUAUGAAGAUUGUACUGGGAAACUUGACUAUGCAAGCAAUCUACCCCAGCCCCAUCAAUUGUGUCGUCCGCUGCAGGAAACCCUUGAGAAGUUACUUGCUCUCCUGUUAAAUGGAAACUCAAGUAGAAGAGGAGGUAGUCUAAAAAAUGAUAAACCUGUUUUCUACCACUGGAUUGAUGCUAUCUUCAAUUGCAAGAUUAUCCAUGUACGCGAUAUGACGGAUGGUACGAUGUCAUCAUUCCCUACCCGGAGCAACGACACAGUCAGUGAUCUCAAGAAGACCCUGAACAGCGUGACCAAACUUCCUGCGGAUCAUCAUAUCCUCCUACUUGCCACUGGGGAUAGGCUGGUCCACGAAUCUGCAAUUCUUCAUGAUGUCUUCAAGAAUCAUCAAGGGGACUGGAUUGUAUACUUGUAUCCCAAGCAAAUUCCCAUCGAUGACAGGAACUGCUUCGUUUCUCCUCAAACUCCAAUGACCCCAAUGGUGUCUGCUUUGAUGAAUGCUGAACACCUUCAGGUGUCUGAGAAUGGCUUCAAAGUGAUGUGGAAACAGACCGUUCAUUAUUGUUAUCAACUAAUACGAGAGGCUGCAGCAAGAGAAACAGGAUUCUUAGCAUUCAUGACUUAUAACCUGAGAUACAAGGCUUGUAUGAUUCAGGGAUGCGAGGAAAUGAAGAGAUGUUUCCACAGGUUACAGGCCAAAGCAGAGUUCUUCCUUGACAGUAUGAAAUUUGACACCCAGCGCUAUGCCCACCAAGUAGCUACAGGUUUCAGUUCCGCAGCCUUUUAUGACUCGUUAAAGCAGAUGGAGGAUAGGGUCAAAGACAUAACUCAAGAACCAGAAGAAGAGGUGGCUCAAAUUGGGAAAAAGGUUGAUGAGACUGUGACGGCCAUUUACGAGAUGCAGAAGAAUGCGGAGAGGCCGAAAAUAGUAGCCAGUCUACAAGAAACGAGCAAGAAGUGUGAUGCUUGCUUCAAAAAGUUCAAAGAAGAGAACAAGGCAAAGAGAAGAGAAAACAUGGAUAUUUUGAGUAUUAAAACUUUGAUUGAUCAGGCUUUCAGUCAGUAUUGUGAAUACAACCGGGAUAUCUAUAAAAAAAUGAGAGAGGUUCAGUAUUCCUGCUUGAGGAUUGAUGAGGUAAUGGAGAAUAUGCAGGACUGUGUGAGGAGGAUGGAGGAAUCGCAGACAUUCGUCUUAUCACAGCAGAAGAAGAAACAAGAUAACAUGUGGAAUGUAUUAAAUGUCACCGUCAUGAAGAAAAAGGAAUCCGAAGCCCAAAUGCAGAGGCAGCUGUCAAGGUCAAGGAGUCUGGUUGGACCGUCCACGCCCCCUUCGGCUGGGUCCAGUGGUGGUGGAGGUGGGGGUGGUGUUCCCCAGGGGCCUAUCUUUGACCCUCCUGGUGAUAUGGAGGAAUCCAUGUCUAUUCUCAAUGAGAGCAUGCAGAUACAAUCAGAUUUCGAUACAGAGUUUAAUUCCCUCACCACCGAGCAAAGACAGCUCAAGGAGGAGUUGAGAGGAUUUGAUUGGACGCAUUUAGAAUGAAACUGGAACGUAAGGGGGUACCGAGCACACCCCUAUCCAACCCUGCUACCAGCUUACCUUGCCCCUCAUCAUCAUCAUUUCAGAGAUGCACUCCCGUUGCCAUAGUGAUGGAUGAUGAGCUGCUCCUGUCUUGACUUACCUUGAAUACUUUAGCUUUACUCCAUUCGAGAUGAAAGAGCACUA
This is a messenger RNA of Lytechinus variegatus (green sea urchin), 2579 nucleotides long. RefSeq names its product inhibitor of nuclear factor kappa-B kinase subunit alpha-like. The coding region runs from base 135 to 2396 and encodes 753 amino acids. Gene Ontology annotation, biological process: peptidyl-serine phosphorylation; positive regulation of transcription by RNA polymerase II; tumor necrosis factor-mediated signaling pathway. NCBI's taxonomy places the organism in Eukaryota, Metazoa, Echinodermata, Echinoidea, Temnopleuroida, Toxopneustidae. Gene Ontology annotation, molecular function: IkappaB kinase activity; ATP binding. The transcript has 21 exons. The record is from RefSeq and is a predicted model, not a curated record. Gene Ontology annotation, cellular component: IkappaB kinase complex; cytoplasm.